UUAGAGAAGCGAGGUGAUAUAUUCUUCUUAACCAUCACCGGGGACGAUGAGCACCGCCUGAACCCUAACCUCAUCGAAUCACUCCGCUCAGCUCUUCGCAAAGCCCGAGAACAGUCAACUCGAGGCUCAGCUCUCAUUACCACCGCUCGCGGCAAGUUCUUCUCCAACGGCUUCGAUCUCGCAUGGGCCGAAUCCGCCGGCUCCUCCUCCGCCGCCGCCGCCCAUGAUCGCCUCCACCACUUGAUAAACCUCUUCAAGACACUGAUUGCGGACCUAAUCUCCCUCCCGAUGCCGACGAUCGCCGCCGUGACAGGCCACGCCGUCGGCGGCGGAAUGAUGUUGAUGAUAAGCCACGACUACGUGUUCAUGAGGAGCGAUAGAGGUGUGCUGUAUAUGAGCGAGCUGGAUAUAGGGAUGGCGUUCCCGGACAACACGUUGGCGCUGGUUAGGUCGAAGGUCGGAUCGGCGGCGGCGGGGAGGGAGUUGGUGUUGAAAGCGUCGAAAGUGAGGGCGGAGGAGGCGGUGGCGAUGGGGAUUGUGGAGGAGGCGCAUUGUAGCGCGGAGGCGACGGUGGAGGCGGCGGUGAGGCUAGGGGAGAAGUUGGGGAAGAGGAAAUGGAACGGCGAGGUGUAUGCGAAAAUACGUAAAGCUUUGCAUCCGGAGCUAUGUGGCGUUCUGGGAUUGGCCAGUAAAUCUGUACUUUCUUAA
Molecule: messenger RNA, 708 nt
Organism: Camellia sinensis
Lineage: Eukaryota; Viridiplantae; Streptophyta; Magnoliopsida; Ericales; Theaceae
Source: RefSeq, a predicted model, not a curated record